Brassicogethes aeneus is the source of this 1686-nucleotide messenger RNA. The record is from the annotation of a GenBank genome assembly. NCBI's taxonomy places the organism in Eukaryota, Metazoa, Arthropoda, Insecta, Coleoptera, Nitidulidae.
AUGAUAAGAAUAAGAGCACCAAGUCGGCUUUUUUCAUUUUUGACACCUCUAGCGAUAGAAAUUUGGUUUUUCAUGGCCGGAGCGUACAUUCUUGUAUCGAUAACGAUUUGGAUAGUUGCCCGUUUUUCGCCGAGGGAGUGGCAUGAACCCGAGUUGUGCGAUGACUGCCUUCUCAAGCAGUAUGCUGAGGAAUAUGGAUACGAGAUUCCGCCCGAUCAAAUUUCUUGUGACAACUCGUCGGGGAUAUGCUGCGAUACUGACUUGGAUGCGGAGACCCAAUGCCAGGGUUGCAUAGAUUUAGAAAUCGACGAUGACAUUAUUCAUGAGUCUGAUUUGAUUCAGCACGAGCACGAACAGUGUCGUGAAACAACCACAUUGGAGGUAUUAGAAAAUGGAUUUACCAUCGGAAACAGUUUCUGGUUUGCUAUUGGGUCAUUAAUGCAACAAGGAUCAGACCUAAAUCCCAAGGCUACCUCGACCAGAAUAGUGGGCGGUAUAUGGUGGUUUUUCACCCUGAUAAUAAUCUCAUCGUAUACAGCAAAUUUGGCGGCGUUCCUAACAGUGGAACGGAUGAUUACACCCAUUGAAAGUGCCCAGGAUCUUGCCGAACAAAAUGAAAUUGCCUACGGCACCUUGGAAGGGGGCAGCACUAUGACCUUUUUUAGGGACUCAAAAAUUGGCAUUUAUCAAAAAAUGUGGAGAUUUAUGGAAAACAAAAAACCAAACGUGUUCGUAAAAUCCUACGACGAAGGAGUCCAACGAGUGCUGGAAGGUAACUAUGCGUUUCUGAUGGAAUCAACGAUGUUGGACUACGUGGUUCAAAGAGACUGCAAUUUAACCCAAAUUGGCGGCUUGUUGGAUUCAAAGGGAUAUGGUAUAGCGACACCAAAAGGCAGCCCAUGGCGUGACAAGAUUUCCUUGGCAAUACUUGAGUUGCAAGAGAAGGGCGUUAUUCAAAUUUUGUACGACAAGUGGUGGAAAAAUACAGGCGAUGUGUGUAAUCGAGACGAUAAAAGUAAGGAGUCGAAAGCGAACGCCUUGGGUGUGGAAAAUAUUGGUGGAGUGUUUGUAGUCCUUCUGUGCGGCUUAGCGCUGGCAAUUAUAGUGGCCAUCCUGGAGUUCUGUUGGAACAGCAAGAAAAAUGCGCAGACCGACAGGCAGUCGCUCUGUUCGGAAAUGGCAGAAGAGCUGCGUUUCGCGGUUAGGUGUCACGGUUCUAGGCAGCGACCGGCCUUGCGGAGAUCCUGUACCAGAUGCAGUCCUGCCACGACAUACGUUCCUGCUGCCCUGGACCUGCCUCAUCUGAACGGACGGCGACCAACGGCUGGAGGUGGGUACUCCAGUUUCGCGUGCACCUCGAACGCCAUCAGAGACUGCUGUGGAGGACCGUCCAGCUCCAGGCCGCAACGGGCGGCCACCCUGAAUUUCAGGACGACGCCCCAGUGCCCGGACCUGUCAGCAAAAAGUUUUACUCUGGGCAGAAAUUCCAAUUUAUUCGGUGGCAGCAACACGUGGGACGUGGUGUUAAGUGGGGCCUGUAAGCCCGAAGACAUUCCAGACAAAAUUUUGUGGAAAUUCGAUUGUGAUAUUACUAGUCCAGACGUGGUUACAAGAACACUACCAGAUGCAAUUGUGAAUAUUUCCUUAUUAUUUGGGGGGAGUCGACUCCCUCCCGUAUUCGCGUAG